Molecule: messenger RNA, 1010 nt
Organism: Mauremys reevesii (Reeves's turtle)
Lineage: Eukaryota; Metazoa; Chordata; Testudines; Geoemydidae
Gene: MED18
Product: mediator complex subunit 18
Exons: 3
Coding region: 241-867 (208 amino acids)
Biological process (GO): regulation of transcription by RNA polymerase II; termination of RNA polymerase II transcription
Cellular component (GO): mediator complex; core mediator complex
Molecular function (GO): transcription coregulator activity
Source: RefSeq, a predicted model, not a curated record
CACCUUUCUCCGUACCCAACAACGCGCAGACGACGCCCUCGCCGGCCUCGGCGCGCGCAGGAAACCCCGCCCCGCUCCCUCAGCCCGCUUGCUGCCUGGAGAGGGGGUGGUGCGACGCAUGCGCGCUCGGGCGAGGGAGCUGGUCGGCGGAAGUGGGGCUGUGCUGGGCCCGAGCUUUGGAACAGCCCGUAAAGCCGGGACCCCCGUCCCGCCCCGCCGCCCUACAGGGAAAUCAAAACCAUGGAGGCCCCACCUGUUACCAUGAUGCCUGUCACUGGUGGCACCAUUAACAUGAUGGAGUAUUUACUCCAAGGAAGUGUUUUGGAUCAAAGCCUGGAGAGCCUCCUUCACCGGUUGCGUGGUCUGUGUGACAAUAUGGAACCUGAGACAUUUCUGGACCAUGAGAUGGUGUUCCUCCUGAAAGGUCAGCAAGCCAGUCCCUUUGUCCUGAGGGCACGGUGCUCCAUGGACAAAACUGGCGCACCUUGGCACUUGCGCUAUUUGGGACAGCCAGAAAUGGGAGACAAAAACCGCCAUGCUCUGGUGCGCAACUGUGUUGACAUUGCUACCUCAGAGAACCUUACUGACUUUCUGAUGGAGAUGGGCUUCCGGAUGGACCAUGAGUUUGUUGCCAAGGGCCAUGUGUUCCGCAAGGGCAUCAUGAAGAUUGUAGUGUACAAGAUCUUCCGCAUCCUGGUUCCAGGAAACACUGAUAGCAUUGAGCCCUUGUCUCUCUCCUACCUCGUGGAGCUGAGUGUUGUAGCUCCGGCAGGACAAGACAUAGUUUCUGAUGACAUGCGAAACUUUGCUGAGCAGCUAAAGCCCUUAGUUCACCUGGAGAAAAUUGACCCCAAAAGGCUCAUGUGAGUGAAAAGGACUUAGCAAGUAUGUCUAGUGCCUCUUUCUCAGUGGUCCUGGUGACCAGCAUGUAGACCCACUACUUCCAAAAUGACUCUUGCAAGAACUGAGGAGAUUAAAAGGUUUUGUUCUGGUUUUUUGGGGAUAGUGCA